This is a messenger RNA of Microthlaspi erraticum, 645 nucleotides long. Lineage: Eukaryota; Viridiplantae; Streptophyta; Magnoliopsida; Brassicales; Brassicaceae. The record is from the annotation of a GenBank genome assembly.
AUGUUUCUCCGGUCGAAGAAUUUAUGGACGAUGCUUCUGAUUCUAGCGAUUUGUUCGCGAAUUUCACAGUCGCUGCACUUCGAUUUGCAUUCAGGUCGCACAAAGUGUAUCGCCGAAGACAUCAAGAGCAAUUCCAUGACUGUUGGCAAGUACAGCAUCGAUAACCCUCACGAAGGCCAGACUCUUCCGCCAUCUCACAAGAUCUCCGUCAAGGUAACGUCCAGCUCCGGGACCACGUACCAUCACUCGGAGCAAGUGGAUUCGGGUCAAUUCGCGUUCUCGGCGGUGGAAGCAGGGGAUUACAUGGCUUGCUUCUCCGCCGCCGAUCAUAAGCCUGAGGCGGCGAUAAGCAUUGAUUUUGAGUGGAGGACGGGUGUUCAAUCCAAGAGCUGGGCUAAAGUAGCCAAGAAGAGCCAAAUCGAAGUUAUGGAAUACGAGGUGAAGAGUCUUCUUGAUACUGUUAACUCGAUUCAUGAAGAGAUGUUUUAUCUUAGAGAAAGGGAAGAAGAGAUGCAAGACCUGAACAGGUCGACGAACAGUAAAAUGGCGUGGUUGGGUUUCCUCUCUUUGUUUGUCUGCAUAGGAGUGGCUGGAUUGCAGUUUAUGCACUUGAAGACGUUUUUCGAGAAGAAGAAAGUUAUCUAA